Messenger RNA from Rasamsonia emersonii CBS 393.64, 819 nucleotides. RefSeq lists its product as uncharacterized. Gene Ontology annotation, biological process: intracellular protein transport; Golgi to vacuole transport; vesicle fusion. Gene Ontology annotation, molecular function: SNARE binding; SNAP receptor activity. The record is from RefSeq and is a predicted model, not a curated record. The transcript has 2 exons. Gene Ontology annotation, cellular component: endomembrane system; SNARE complex; membrane. Lineage: Eukaryota; Fungi; Ascomycota; Eurotiomycetes; Eurotiales; Trichocomaceae. The coding region runs from base 1 to 819 and encodes 272 amino acids.
AUGUCCUUUGAUCGCCUAAGCUCACUCGAGUCGCAACCGACGACCUGGCGGCGCGAAGAUGACCCGCAAUACCGCGAUGACCCGGAGUUCCAUAGGUUUACGGAGAACCUGUCCAAUCAGCUGUUUACGCUGACUUCGAAUACGUCCAAUUUGUCAAAGCAGAUCGCGCUGCUGGGCACAAAACGCGAUACUGCACGGGUCCGAGAACGAGUGCAUGAUCUCCUGGAGGAGACCCGGGCCCUGUUCAAAGAGGUGGGGGAGGGCAUCAAGAAGGUCCAGGCAUGGGAAGACGUUAAUCCUGCCCAAAAAUGGACUCAGCAGAAGCUGUCAACUGAAUUUAAAGCAACACUCGACGAAUUCCAGACUGUCCAGCGCCGUGCGCUUGAGAAACAGCGCGCCUCUGCAGUGGCCUCCCGGACUGCUUUGGAGGAGGGCACUACGACAGUUGCUGGUGAAGAGCAGCAGCAGCUACAACAGCAGCUGCAGGAGGAGCAGCAGCGGUUGGCGAACCAAGAUGAGGUGGACUUCCAGGAGGCGUUGAUUAUUGAGCGCGAGGCCGAGAUCCGCAACAUCGAACAGAGCGUCGGAGAGCUGAAUGAGCUUUUCCGAGAUGUUGCCCAUAUCGUACAUGAGCAAGGGGGUCAGCUGGACAUCAUCAGUGAAAACGUGGAGAGGGUGACGAAUGAAACACGCGGAGCAAACGUCGAGCUGCGCAGUGCCAGCCGAUAUCAAAAGAACGCAAGAAACAAGAUGUGCUGCUUGCUGAUAAUCUUAGCGGUCAUCCUGGCCAUCAUUGUCUUAGCUGCCACCCUUGGGUGA